Molecule: messenger RNA, 1316 nt
Organism: Lindgomyces ingoldianus
Lineage: Eukaryota; Fungi; Ascomycota; Dothideomycetes; Pleosporales; Lindgomycetaceae
Product: COBW domain-containing protein 1
Exons: 4
Coding region: 57-1316 (419 amino acids)
Cellular component (GO): cytoplasm
Source: RefSeq, a predicted model, not a curated record
GCCAGUUCAAUAUCUUCCAACUUCUUUUUGCGGAGACUUACCGCGCGAUAGCCAACAUGCAUCCUGACAUGUCGGAUGAUGAGACCCCACCUCUUGUGCAGCCAGGACAAGAAGGUGCCAACCCUGACGUAGACGAAGAACCCCCCCAGCUAGCCUCUCUCCAAGACGAUGCCGUGCCCGACCUCAUUGCCGAUCCUAUAGAAAUGACACUUGACAAAGUACCCAUCACGAUCGUCACCGGCUACUUAGGCGCCGGGAAAACAACAUUGCUCAACUACAUUCUAACCGAACAACAUGGCAAGAAAAUAGCGGUUAUCCUCAACGAGUUUGGUGAUUCGAUCGACAUCGAGAAACAGCUUACGGUUUCCGACACGAAUUCAACAGAAGCGAAGCCCAUUCCUUUUGUUCCCCUCGCAAACGGCUGUAUCUGCUGUUCCGUCAAAGAUGUCGGCGUAGCGGCAAUCGAAAACCUCAUGGAGCAGCGAGGAAAGUUCGACUACAUCCUCCUCGAAACCACCGGUCUCGCGGAUCCAGGGAACAUCGCUCCGCUCUUCUGGCUAGAUGAUGGACUCGGAAGUACCAUUUUCCUAGAUGGAAUAGUAACUCUAGUUGAUGCCAAGAACGUCAUGAAAGAAUUGAAUGAGGGAUUCGGUGAUGAUCCGGACAAAUUAAAGGAAGAGAAAGAACAUCACCACAAUAGCCCACUCCUAACCACAUGUCACUUGCAGAUUAGCCAUGCAGAUGUCAUACUGAUAAACAAAGCCGACUUAGUCUCCACCGAGGAACUCAACAAAGUCGUGGAACGUAUCCGGUCGAUAAAUGGACUAGCAAGGAUAGAAACUACGACUAAGAGUCGGGUCUCACAGCUGGAGGGUUUACUUCUAGAUCUACAUGCCUACAACCAAGUCACAGAUGCAGAUCUAACAUUCGCGAGUAAGGGACACAGUCACCUUGAUCCUACAAUAUCCACUUCCACGAUUACAUUUCCUGCCAUUGACGAAGCACAUAUUAAGAACUUCGACAAAUUCCUACGCACUGUAUUGUGGGAAGACGAGUUGCCUGAGAUCAGUGCGUACGAGACUUUUGAGAUACAUCGGUUGAAAGGCCGAGUCCCAAUCAUAGGCGGCAAGGUUUUACUUGUUCAGGGAGUGAGAAAUAUAUACGAGAUCAUUGACGAGAGUCCGGUCAGAAGCAAACCGACGGAAGGAGAAGGCCAGCCUAGCCACGUUGAAGCCAAACUAGUACUGAUUGGAAGGAAGGUAGAUCAACCAGCUUUCCGCGAAAGUCUCAUGUCCACACUAGCAUUACCCUCAUAG